Periconia digitata is the source of this 1682-nucleotide messenger RNA. NCBI's taxonomy places the organism in Eukaryota, Fungi, Ascomycota, Dothideomycetes, Pleosporales, Periconiaceae. The record is from the annotation of a GenBank genome assembly.
CGUGUGUGCUUUCCUCGGCAGGGAAUAAAAGUGAUAACAGCAGAGCACAGCCCGAGCUUGAAUCUGGAGAAGACCCUCAUUUUCAAUCAGACAUUAUGGCCGGUUUUCAUCAGGCCUUUGGAUUGUCCAAGGCAGAAGUGAAGGUUGCGACACCUCCAGGCACAGUUACACUGAUUGAGCAUCUCGAGCGGACCGCAUCUCAGCAGGAUCACGAUGAGUUACGAUUGGUGCCACAACCUUCUACAGACCCGGCCGAUCCGCUGAAUUUCGCGGCAUGGCGUAAAGCUGGUAUUCUCUUCAGCAUGUCUCUUUGUCCUUUCGUGGCCAAUUUCACCGCUGGAUCAAUCUCGAGCGCGCUACCGGUCUAUGCCUCGACACCUGCUUUGGGCCUUCCGCCAAAGCCCUUUUCGGAACUUACACAAUUGAUUGCUAUAAAUUUGCUAUUUCUCGGUGUCUCGAACUUGGUGUGGAUGCCUCUUGCCAACAUCUUUGGACGACGUCCGGUCAUGCUUCUUAGCUUUCUACUACUGGUGUUUGCUUCGAUGUGGGCAGGGCUCGCUUCCAGUUUCAGCAGUCUUCUGGCAGCCCGCGCUUUUAUGGGAAUUGGUGCCGGGUCUGCCGACGCUGUCUCCCCAGCUGUUGUAGGAGAGACUUUCUUUGUCCACCAACGUGGACGUGUGAUGGCCAUAUACACUGUGUGUCUCGGGGCCGGCCCAUUUGUAGGACCCAUCGCUGGAUCUUACAUUGUUGCGAGCAGGGGCGUACAAUGGCUUCACUGGACCAACGUUAUCUUGGCUGCCUGUACAUUAUUCGUGUUCCUGAUUCUUCUACCAGAGACUCUUUACGACCGCCCAGGAGUCUCGAUUCAGAAUUCCAUUGGUAACGAGAAGGUACACGGGAAAGAUACGCAGAACGUUCAAAUCUCGGCCACGGCAGAUCCCUCGACUUAUCCACCAUACACUAUUGCCCGUUCACUAAAACUGGUCACAUACCGUGGCAGUGUAGUCGGACACUUUCUGGCUCCUUAUAAAACUGUCCGUUUACCUGGUGUAUGGUUAGUUUCGCUUUGGUACGCAGGACUGGUAGGAUCAGUUGUCGUCACCUCCACCGUCGCUGCACAGCUCAUAUCGGCACCUCCGUACCUCUGGGGAAAAGACGCUGGUCUAAUCAAUGUAGGAGGACUCAUUGGCACUCUUUUGGGUUGUGUCUAUUGUUAUGCUCUCACAGAUUGGACCACCAAACGGCUUGCGAAGAAGGAUUCCCGCGGCUACUCUGAACCUGAGUCAAGACUGGUUACUGCGAUGCCAAGCUUCGUCAUCUCAACUGCUGGUACACUUUUGUUUGGGUUCGUUGCGGCAAACCCUACCCCCAAAGGGUGGAUUGGAUUAGAGUUCGGAUUAGGCAUGAUCGGUUUUGGAUUGAUGCAAGCUCCUUCAGUCGGUUUCAACUACAUCAUCGAAUCGUACCCACGGCUUGCGGGAGACUGUUUCGUGUUGAUCACGAGCUCGCGAGCCAUUAUUUCAUUUGCCUGGACGUUCUUCGUUGGUGAAUGGAUUCAGCAUGCCGGUCCCGCGUUACCCUUUGGGAUCUUCGGUAUGCUACUUGGAAUCUUUGGGCUGCUUACAAUCCCAUUCCUAGUUUGGGGAAAGAGAUUUAGGAUAGCUACUGCGAGUUGGACUUAG